AUGGAAUCCCUUUCAAAUUCUCCAACUGUAUCGAAUAUUACUUUGAUGACUGUAAAGAUUGGAAUGAUGGCUGAUCCUAGAUUGAAAAAGUGGUAUUCUCAAGUGAAUGGUACAGACGCAGAUAGAAAAGUUCAUGUUGCAGUGAUGGAGAGCGAGUCAUUCUUAUCUGAAAGUUCUGAUCUUUCAUAUCUUUACAAUGAAAUGAGUAAGAUUAGAGAUUUGGAUGUAAUUGACCAAUUCAAAUUUACUUUCAAUAGAUUUAUGAUUCCAUACGAACGUUUACUUAUUCAAAGUUUGGAAAUUGCUGAAGUUUUAAAUGGAAAAGUUAUUAAUAUUGUUCCAUUGGAAGAACGUUUACAAAAAUUAGCUAAAAAUCCUCAAAAAGGUGUCAAGAGAUUUAUGAGAAUUCGUAAUGAUCCAUCUGAAACUCUAUUCGAUCAGGCAGUUGUCGAUUUUGCUUUGAUUUCAAUGCAAGCUAUC
Molecule: messenger RNA, 480 nt
Organism: Naegleria gruberi
Lineage: Eukaryota; Heterolobosea; Eutetramitea; Acrasida; Naegleriidae
Exons: 1
Source: RefSeq, a predicted model, not a curated record